CAAACCGCUCCCUGAACCCUCCCUCACGCUCCGUCUGUCCUGGGAAUUGGACGCCAUAAAUAGCCUUAUUCUCUUUUUCUCUCCUCUCUUCAAAUUCGGAUUGUGACCGCGUUUUCUCUACUCACAGAUCUCCGUCAUCCCAUUUCUCUCGCACGCAAUAGCUCUUAUCUCUCUCCAUCUCUCGCUUUCCUCUCUUCAAACCCUAACCCUAAUCCGAGCCGUAAUUCGUUUGAUCGAAAAUGAGAAGGCCGAGGGCGACGCCGAGGGGGAGGAAGAGGAAGGCUGCGGCGGAGGCGGCGAAGAGGGAGGAGGUGGGCGGCAGCAGCAGUGGCGGCAGCAAGUCGCCGGAAGAGCUCCCCAAGGAAUCCAAGGCCUCAACCAGAGGGAAGCGGGUCAAGGCCCCCGCCGCCGUCAAGCUUAAGACGGAGCCCGAGUUCUUCCCCGACAAGAGGAAUCUGGAGGAUCUAUGGCAAGCUGCCUUUCCUGUUGGAACUGAGUGGGAAAACAUGGAUAAACUUCGUGAGAUCAAUUGGAAUUUUUCAAAUUUGGAGAGAGCUUUUGAGGAAGGGGGACAGCUUCAUGGAAAGAAGGUCUACCUCUUUGGAUGCACCGAAGCUCAGCUGUUGGUUGUAAAGGGUGAACAGAAAGUCGUACUUAUUCCCAUUGUGGUAGCUGUGGUUUCUUCUAUUCCACCAUCAGAUAAGAUUGGUAUAAAAUCUGUUCAAAGGGAGACUGAAGAUAUAAUACCGAUGAAGGCAAUGAAAAUGGCAUGGGUUCCAUACAUUCCGCUAGAAAACCGGCAGAGUCAGGUUGAUAGAUUGAAUACUCAAAUAUUUACCUUGGCCUGCAGCCAACGAAGAUCUGCUUUAAAACAUCUGAAAAUCGAGCGCAUCAAACAAUAUGACUAUUGCCUUCCUUAUUUUCAACCUUUGAAAGCUGAUGAAGAUGAAGAUGAUACAGUUGUUAAUAUCAUGUUUCCGUUAGAACCACCGGUUGUCUCUGAUUUUGACUGGGAAUUGGAUGAUCUUGAGGAAUUCACUGACGAACUUAUCAAGGAGGAGGCAUUACCAAAUGAUCAGAAAGAUGCGUUCAAGGAAUAUGUAAAGGAGCAGGUUAGAGAACAGAAGAGAGCACAACGACAGGCGAAGGAAGCGAGAAAAAAAGCCAUUGAAGAUAUGGAUCCUGAGAUGAGAGCUGCAUUUGAGAACAUGCUGUUUUAUAAGUUUUACCCUUUACAAACACCAGAUACACCUGAUAUAAGCAAUGUGAAGGUACCGUACAUAAAUAGGUAUUAUGGUAAAGCUCAUGUUGUAAUGUAAUGGAACUCUGUUGAGCUGCUUUUCUUAAUAUUUGGGAAUCUCACUUUUGGCCGGACCUGCCUGUGGCUUCUGCCUUGAAGAGACCAGAAGCAAUUUUGAUUUCUGAGGUGGGGAGCGUAUCCUUUUGACCUUUUACAAUUGUAUCAAGAAUCUAACAUCAGUAGCUUUGUCUUCUGAUACUGCCAGUGGGCGAGAUUAGUUCCUGAUCACCCUCCUAUCUUGAUAGAGAGAAUCAUUUUUUUCUCUUUUAUAUCUAAGAUGGCUCAUGUAAGAAGUGGGAGGGCGGUGAUGGUUUUUUUUUACAUGCUGAGAAAGGGUCUGUAAUUUCUACAUAAAUAUUUUAAGAUGUGUUGCAAGGCAUUUCCAAAGAUUUCCACAAAUUGUGGAAGUCAAUAAAAUUAGCUGUGACCUUCAAUCCUUUUA
Phoenix dactylifera (date palm) is the source of this 1742-nucleotide messenger RNA. Lineage: Eukaryota; Viridiplantae; Streptophyta; Magnoliopsida; Arecales; Arecaceae. The record is from RefSeq and is a predicted model, not a curated record.